UAUCAAAAGUCAGCUAGUCCAAAGAUCAGACUUUGAGUUAGGAGACCAUCUGUAUGUUUGUUUGGAUAUGCAAACAUAUGGUGACUAUGGCAUCCUCAUCGACGAAGACAAAAUCAUUCAUUUUGUGAACCCAAAGAAAGGUUACAGGGGUUUUCUUGUUCGUUGGUGCACACCUUUUAUGAAACGAAAGACGUGUUGUCGGACGUCUUAUUGCGGACAGGAGAAAGUAGCGGGAAGUAGAGUAAGGUUGUCUUGCGUCGAUUGCUACGUUAAGGAUCACAACUAUCUGUAUCGAAUCACAUACACCUCAUCAUAUACCCCAGCAGAAGUGAUAGAUAGAGCUCUUUAUCUCUAUGAAAAUUGGUGUUCAAAGCAUAAACGGAUGGGCAUUAAUAACAAUCAAGAUUUUGCAGUUUAUUGCAGGAUGGAUAUGCAUCCAACAACAGUCUGGGAAAUUCUGCAUAAGAUAUUCCCCAGCUGUUUUAAAUGGAAUGAAGAAGAAUUCAAGCGUAAGGAUGUCGUAAAUUAAGUACAAGAGUCGAUAUCUUCGUUAAUUAUUUGUCUCUAAAUAAAUUGUAUUCAUAAUGAAUAAAACACGUAUGUAUAAGUAUUCAACCAUUUUCAUUAGGGUGGGGAGGCAUGUGAAAUUAAUGAAGCUCCAUCAAUGAUGUUAUUAGUUCAUGAAUCCAACUGGAAUAUGUGCA
Molecule: messenger RNA, 704 nt
Organism: Cynara cardunculus var. scolymus (artichoke)
Lineage: Eukaryota; Viridiplantae; Streptophyta; Magnoliopsida; Asterales; Asteraceae
Exons: 2
Coding region: 68-529 (153 amino acids)
Source: RefSeq, a predicted model, not a curated record